AUGGCGGGUGUUUCAACGGUUACCGCGUCACCGGCUGCCGUCUGCCGGCGACUGCUCGUCCUUCCACGGCGUUUAUCAUCGGUAAAAUCUUACUUUUCUUCUUUAUCAUCUUCGAAACUCUACUCGAGGCUAGGCUGGAUUCCCCUUCGGCGCGGCGGAGCCACCGUGCUCUCGUCUAGAAAGCUUGUGAUUCGAGCUGCCCGAACCGAGUCCAAAGGGGUAUCUCUCGGUUUUAAAGCGCCCGAUUUCGAGUUGCCGGAACCUUUGACUGGGAAAUUGUGGCAACUGAGCGAUUUUGAAGAGCACCCAGCAUUGCUGGUCAUGUUCAUUUGCAAUCAUUGUCCGUUCGUGAAGCAUUUGAAGAAAGACAUUGUAAAGCUUUCGAACUUCUAUAUGAAGAAAGGGCUAGGAGUGAUUGCAAUUUCCUCAAACUCUGUAACUACUCAUCCACAGGAUGGACCCGAAUUCAUGGCUGAGGAGGCUAAGUUAUUUAACUACCCUUUCCCGUAUCUCUAUGAUGAGUCCCAAGAUGUGGCGAGAAACUUUGGAGCUGUGUGCACGCCUGAAUUUUUGUUAUUUAAAAAGGAUGGUCGUAGGCCAUUUGAAUUAGUUUAUCAUGGUCAGUUUGAUGAUUCACGCCCGAGUAGUAACAUAAGCGUCACGGGAAGGGACUUGAGCUUAGCAAUAGAUGCUGUUUUGAGUGGACAACCUGUGCCAGCCAACCAGAAGCCCAGCGUUGGAUGCAGUAUAAAGUGGAAUCCAGAGUGA
Molecule: messenger RNA, 768 nt
Organism: Striga hermonthica
Lineage: Eukaryota; Viridiplantae; Streptophyta; Magnoliopsida; Lamiales; Orobanchaceae
Source: the annotation of a GenBank genome assembly